UAUUUGAAGAAUGUUCAUGUCUUAUCCUCAUUCAGUCUCAUGCAGUGACGUAGACAUGUAUAAACCCCAGUACCGUAUUAGUGGGUUAGUUGAGGUCCCAUAUUUAUAGAACCUUCUUAACUAUUUUUAAUUAGGCCGUAUAUCUAGCGAUAUUCAAGAUUGAAAAAUUAGUCUAUUCCGUUUCAUCAAAAGUAUUGAGAAACAAACAGUCAUACAUAUUAGACACUCUUUACUAUGGCUCUUUGAACAUUACAUUACGUUAUAAAUAAAGAAAAAGGUACUAAUCAAGUGGUACUACUUUGUUACAGCAAAACAGGUGCUUGAUUUGGAAAGACGCUUGUAGGACUGAAGAGCAAGAUGGAAGAUAAAAAUAUUAAAACCGACGUUUGCAUGAUUGACGAAGCUAUGCAUAAGAUAGACACUCUACCAAAUGACGUUGGAAGACAAGUGCAGAUUUGCAAAAAGACGGUUGCUGAUGAAAUUGGGAAAUAUAUAGAAAAAACCGAUGCAAACUUCAAAUCAUUUACGAAAGAAGCGGCUGGUAUCGCGGAAGAGGCAGUCAAAUGUCUCAAAGCCACUUCUUUAGUAUGCAUUGGAAAAGUCAGCCUUGCGGUUGGUGCUGCAGCUUUCAAAAUGCCCAACGGAAUUGCCAAACAGGCUUCCGAUACCCUUUCAUUGCUGAAUGCGUUCCAAGAGCGAGCUGUGGUAUGUUUUACUAAGGCAGUUGACAGAACUGCCAAGAAGGCUCAUGGAUACUUAAAUGUAGUUGAACAGUGUAUGAGGGAUAAAAAAAUAUUAAUGUAACCAGAUGGUACGUCAUUGUUACAAUUAUAUAAUUUAUCUAGAUCGUUGUUUAA
Molecule: messenger RNA, 857 nt
Organism: Acanthoscelides obtectus
Lineage: Eukaryota; Metazoa; Arthropoda; Insecta; Coleoptera; Chrysomelidae
Source: the annotation of a GenBank genome assembly